UGUUUAUUAGCUCCAUGAUCAAAGCAGGGCAUGCUAGCAUCAACUGGACUGUAAGUACAUAUACCACCAUUUCCUCCUUAAUGAUCUAUUUUAUGAUGGACCUAUGUGAUCUACGACACGACUACCGGGAUGUUCGAUUGAUCAGUGUGUUUUGGUUGGAGUGGUGUCAGCCAGUGGUGUCAGCCAGCUAAUAUUGAUCCUAAAGGUAAACUGGGAUAUGUAUCCAUGUGUCGAUGGCAGACAGUGACGUUGGAUGAUGCAAUUUAGACAAUAAGAAAAGUGGAAGAGGAUGAAGAUGAAGAAAGGGCUUUCUACGACCACCAUGGGCAAUUAAAUCGAUUUUUUUCCACGUUCAGGUGAUGCAGGAUUUAACACAUAGCAAGCUGCCAAGUCGAAAUCUGCAGGAUAGCCCUGCAUGCUUUGCAACAUUAUGACUCGAACCGCUCGGAGAAAGGGAACCAUCUGCCAUCAGCAUGAUCAGGCAAAUCUUGACUACGAUCCUGUUCAAGCGAAUGCACAGGACAUUACCCAGAUGGAUGCCGACAACAAGAGCGACAGAUCAUCUGAGACAUCAUGGAAAGCUAUUCUCAAGAGAUUAUUCUACAAUCAUAGAGGUGUGAUCUGGGCCAUUAUAUCCGUCUGUGUCGGUACAGCAAGCGUCGUAUGUAUCAAACUUCUGGCAGGAAAAGUAGCAGCUACCCAAAUACUCUUUUUUCGAGGGCUGGCCCAGGUGAUAUUCUCUUUGCCGCACCUUAUGUUUUAUAAGAUUUCGCUACGGUUCCCUGUGAAAAUAGCGCUGUUGAUAUUGAUGAGGGCAUUGGUCGGAUCGCUUAGUGCUCUUCUAAACUACUUCGCCUUCCAGGUUAUCCCAGUUGCAACAGCUAAGGCGUUGCUCUACAGUUCGCCUCUCUUUACUGGCAUCUUUGCCCGGGUAUGUCUUGGAGAACGUUGUUCCGUUCCAAUUGUGUUCUUCGCCUUCUUAACCGUCAUAGCUGUCACCAUGGUCGUUCAACCAUCAUUUAUAUUUGGCGGUGGUGACAUCGUACAAUCGAGUGGAGUAAUAUGCGCAAUCAUAGGUGCCGCUGUCAUGGCUAUAAACACAAUCAUCUUACGAUUCAUGCAAAUUUUACGUAUUGAUGCAUUCGCCAUCAUUUUCAUCUACGGGUUCAUCGCCAUGUUCUGCAGUAGUGUCACAUCCAUAAUACUUGGUGAGUGGACAAACCCUCAUUGUGGGAUCGAUCGUUGGUUAGUAAUAGGCCUGGCGAUGUCAGGAUUCCUAGAGCAAGUCUCAGUUACACUAGCUCUGAAGACCGAACCAGCACUGGUUGUUUCUAUUAUCCGGACAAAUGAUAUUUUCCUCUCUUUCGUGUUUGACUUACUCAUAUUCGACAUCGUACAUAAUGCAUGGACCAUCGUCGGAGCGGUUUUAGUUGUCGGAAGUGCCGUUGGGAUGACGAUAUCGGCAAAUCAUGAACAGAAGAAACGGAUGAAGGAGGAGGCCGAAGAGGGAGAACCUUAGUUCAGGCAUAGUAAGCAUUCGGAGGGCGCCCUUCCCUGGUUAUUUUUCCCCUUCAUAUUUUUUCUUUCAAAUAGGCCCAAUGCCUAUUGCAAAUUCCAUGUGUUCCACCCUCAGGUCAUAUUUAUGUAUAAAAAAAGAAAAAAAAAAGGCAUUCAGAUACUCGGGGUAAUCAUAUCUAUUUUCUUUGUGUUGUAAUCAAUAUUUAUUAGAUAAAUUGUUACUUUUGCAAAAGAAAGCACUUCGUAUUAUUUAUAGUACAUGUUU
Messenger RNA from Lytechinus variegatus (green sea urchin), 1783 nucleotides. RefSeq names its product solute carrier family 35 member G1-like. Lineage: Eukaryota; Metazoa; Echinodermata; Echinoidea; Temnopleuroida; Toxopneustidae. The record is from RefSeq and is a predicted model, not a curated record. The coding region runs from base 416 to 1519 and encodes 367 amino acids. Gene Ontology annotation, cellular component: membrane. The transcript has a single exon.